This is a messenger RNA of Cinara cedri, 33374 nucleotides long. NCBI's taxonomy places the organism in Eukaryota, Metazoa, Arthropoda, Insecta, Hemiptera, Aphididae. The record is from the annotation of a GenBank genome assembly.
AUGACGUGCGAAUUACAAACCGGUAACGGUAAUUCCGUAUAUGACGACAUCGACUUGGGACUUAAGUCAAUACUAGACGAACCAUUCCAUCCAUUUUUCGGUAAGUAAAAACACGUUUUUCUACGCGAAACACUAUAAUAAUGGGAACCUAAAGUAAUUUUUUACAACUUCGACAUUUUCGGAUUUUGGUCGUGUUUCAUAGACAGUAUAAUAAUAAUUAUUAAAAAUAUAAGACAGGUAAUUUUUUGUACGAAAUUAUAAGCUCUUACAAUAAAUUCAUUAUCGUUUCCUAAGAUUUUAAAUAUACAAAGAUCAAUAUUAAGUCGUGAUUUGUAGAGUAUACUUUACAAAAACAGUAUUUUACUCUAUAAUAAAACGCAUAUUUUACUCUGUAGUUAAAAUAAACUUGUAAUUGGAUGUAGUCGAUUUUGUAAAUUUAAAUUAUUUUUAAUUUAAUGUAAACAAAUAGUAAACGAAUAUUAAUAAAAUGAUGUUACUUGGAAUUAAAAUCGUACCAUUUUAGAGUUUAAACACUAUUAACAAAAUUUAAGGUUAUUCUUUACGUCUAAAAUAUUGCCAAACGAAAAAACUACAGCUCUUUUAUAAAAAAUAAAGAACAAAAAUCAACACGUAUAUCAAGUCUGCUUAUGAGGUGAAUUUCAGGUAUUUUUAAUAAUUCGAAUAGUAUUUAUAGAAAACACGUAUACUCUUUCAACUUAAAAAUAUGCGAAAAUUAAACAUUUAUUGAAUAUUAUAAUAAUGACUAGCGUUUAAAUUAUUCUAAUAUGCGAUAAAUUGUUAACCACGUGGUGUGCAAUAAUAGUGGUCUGUCGUCCAUUCAAUCAUCGGUUUCGAUUAGGAAAAAAAAAAUACCUAACGUACUUUAAUAGCUCGCCUACAAACAAUUAUAAUAAUUUAUGUUGGUCAAUCAAUAUAAGAAACGUGUUUUAUUGAUACGAUACCUAAUGUAUCAUAAUCGCGUUAUUAUACGUAUAUAUGAUCUAUAGGUACAUAUAACUUGUUGCAUACAAUAUUGUAUGUUAUAUUUUUUUAUCAAUAACAAUAAAAAAAUAUCAAAUGGGAAAAUAAUAUUAUUAUACGAUAAUCAAAAAAUUAAAAUAAAAUAAUAAUAAUAAAAUUAAGAACCACAAAUGAUCACAAAAUAUAAGUACUUUACUUUAGGUAUAUUUUGAUACCAUAAUAUUACUAUUAUAUUCAUAUAGUCUGGUCAUAAAUGUACCACGUUUUAGAGUCUGAAUGAAGCGAGGAAUAUAUUUGUUUAUUUAUUAUUACUUUAUAUGUGUACAAAAAUUUUACCAGAAAUCUUGCUCUGGAGUAUUAACUAUUUUCUGAAAGAAAAUUUUCCUGGGGUGGUACUUUAGUGAGAUUAUAUUUCGAUUUACUUAGGAGUUUUCCUAAUAAGUGGGAAAAAAUGUAGAAAAAACGGAAAAAUGUACGAAAUGAUCAUUUAAAAAUCAUAAAUAUUUUAGACUUUUUUCCUGUGUACAACUUUUUUACCAGAAAGUUUGCUUCAAUAUUCAAAUGUAACACUUUCUUUUCUGGAAGGGAAUUUUCCAGGGAUGAUAAUUCUCACCUAUAACAGUGGCCCACCCCUUCGUGCGAAGUAUGACUGUUUUUUUUUUUUUCUAUGAUAUCUUUAUACUUUGUUCGCCAUUUGAUAUUAUUUAUAUAUGAAUUUACUUAGUACCUACCAACGAUUUUUGCUAUUUAUAUUUCCAUCUUAAAAAACAAAAUGUAUAACAUACAUUCUAAAAAUAAGUAACCACAAUAAAUAAUAAAUAAAAUGCUGAUACUGCUGAUAGGUUUAUCAUUGUUUUAGGAAGAAAGUCGAAAAGAAGAAUUUAUAGAGCAAUUUAUUUCAACGUUAACCGUUGCUAAUAAAAAAAACGUUUUGAACACAGUAGUAUUAGUUGUAUUAGUCCCCUAGUUGUCGAGGUAACCCAGAAAUCAAAAAAUUUAGAAAACGUUAUUUUUGAAAAAAAAAAUGUUUCUCACUUAUUAAGAAAACUAUAAAGAAAAUCGAAAAACGACUCUCUCUAUGUGUUAGCCAUAUAAAUCAAACAUUCAAGAAGAAAAUUCCUAUAAAGUUUUUAAUUAGACAAUGAUUUCUGGUAUAAAAGUUGUUUAGAGACGCAAAAAAAAAAAACAUCACAUUAAAACCAAUGUAUUCUUUGGAUUCGAUCGAAAAAUCUAAAGAAAAAAUGUACAUGACAAAAUGUAUAUCAUUGUACAUAAUGUACAUGUGUAUUUUAAAUAGACACUGCGCAUUUAUAGUUCUUUAUUUUUGUUCUAAUACAUAAUAUAGGUAAUUUUACAAUUGUAUUAGGUGUUUUUCAUUUAUUUAUCAUGAAUUAUAAUUACAUCAAAGGUACAACAUAAAAAUAAAUUACACCUGCCAAUCUCGAUUUUAUCGAAAUGUAUUAUGCAUUAAAAUAAUACCUAUAUUAUUCGUAAAUUGAAUUCAUUAUAAUAUUAUAUUGUGUUUGAUGUGAUUUGUAUAAUACGUGAUUCAUAUUAGGUAUUGGUAGGUAUUGCUUAUUCUUUUUAUCUAUAUCGUGUAAUAUCGAAAAAUAAAAUAACGCAUUAUUAUACAUUCAUUAAUAGCUAAUAUAUUCUAACUGCGUAUUCCCAUGUGAUCCCAGCGGUUUUCCUUAUUAUAAAUAUUAUCUAUUAAUUGUUCACGCAUUUCGUUAUUUUUGUAUUAACCGUGCAGUGCAAAUACUCCUUUCAAAAUAUUGACAACAAACGAAAUGUUUGUAAAAAAAAAAAAUUUUAGGUCGGUCGUUACUUUUAGUUAUAUUUUAAGGGAGAUAAUAGAUUUAAAAUUAGUUUAAUAUACCUAUCUACGAUUAUUUUAAGAAAAACUUUUUUUUUUUUUUUUGGGGAGGGGUGGGUGGGAAAUUAUUUAAUCAAUUUUUUUGAUAGGAAUUAAUUGAUGGAAUUAAAUGCUCAAAUUGCAUGGUAAUGGCAUGAAAUUAUUUCAUAUACGCUGAACAAAGACGUGAACAAUUCACAAGAGCAAACGCAUUUUAAUUGUUACUCGGGCACACACAAAACCUUGUUUACAGCAGUUUUAUGGAUAAACCGACAUCGUUGUGCUCGCAAAUAUGCAAAAUUUCGCACAUUAUAAUAAAAUAUAAUAUUAUUAUUCUUGAUUUGAAAUAAUAUUAGGGUAUAUUCUUUCAAAAUUGAGCGAUGUUCAAAAAUAACAAAUGAUAAUAUAUAUUAUAUACAUUCUAAUACUGAUUUUGGUUUGAUGAUAGGUAUUUUAUUGUCGAAUAUUGUACUAAAACGAUUCAACAUUGCAAACUAAAUUUUCAUCACACCCACCAUUCAAUUUUACCAAUUUUUCUGAUUUAUAUUUUUUGUCAAUUCUUAUGUGUUCUUAUUUACGACAAUUUAAAUGUAUGCCGGAGGUAUAUAUUAUAUUAAUUUAAUAAUAUAAAGAAAAUUAUGUAACCAUAAUAAAUGUAGUAAUCAUGUUCCCCUAUUCAACGCAAUCUAUAAUAAAUAUUUCGGAAUCCAACAACCUUCCGACAGAUCCAUCGGUAUGUUGAAUUUUUGAAGGAGAAGUUACAUUACAUACUGGUUUUCAUACCGAAACGAGUGCUCUUAUAAUAAUAUCAUAACACCCUGCAGCCUCUAUUUAAAAAUUAAUAAACGAUGGUCCGUGGCCAGCUCUAAUAAUCAGAGUAAUUUCUGGUCUAUAAAUACUUUUUCGUUUAACCACCGAUAUUUUCGUAACAAUUUCGUUAUUAUUAUUAUAAUGUUCUGCCGAAGCUUCUUAUUAUAAUAUUCUGAUUCUCUUCUCUUUCACCGACGACCAUACUGUCUCACAUCCGAUCCUUCUAUCGUUAUCUAUAAUGCAUAGUUUUUUUUAUUUUUUGUUCGAACCUCCAUCAAUUAGUGUGUAAUACUGAAGUAUAUACCCAUCACCUACCUAAUCCGUCGUAACUAAUCAAAAAUAUUCUUUUGGAAACCAGCUCAUAGCUAUUUAAAUUAUUUUCAUAAUAUAUUAAAUUUGCCUUUAAUAUAAUUAUAUAGAACGAAACCAACACAUUAAUACAAAUAGAUGCAAUAGGUAAAAUUUACGAUUAUAAUACGGACAGGUUUCUAUAAUAUUAUGAUUACACCACCGUAUACCAUUUGAAAACAAAUAUAAUUUUUUGUAGGUAUUUGUCGUCUCUAAAAUUAAACACGAUUCGUUAUUUUUAUAUUAUAAUAUAUAUGUAUUUAUUUUUUGGUUUAAUUUAUAUUCGUAUAUAGACGGACAAGGAAAAAAUAACAUUACAAUAUUAUAGUAUUAAACUUUAAUAAAUGAUACUUUAAAUAUUAUAAUAGUAAUAGGUAUCCGUCCACAUUACAAUACUGUAAAAUGUAAAUAGUUAAAUAGUUGUGCAACAUGGCGCAAUAACGAAAUAAUAAAUAUUUGUUGGGCCAGGAACGAUUUUAUAUAUUCUUACAAACCAGUUUGACGAAAAGAGGAUAAGCGCAUAAAACAACGACGUAUAAUAAUUUAAAACCUAAUAUACGAAGUUUCGCAUGCUAAAAAAUAUCUCGGUGGGCAUAUUAAAAAUAUAUAUAUUAUAUAUACACAUACCUACGCAAUAGUAUGGAAGUAUACAAUUUUUAAACACAUUUUUUUAUUACUACGUAGUUCCCGCCAAUAUGUGUUUUCUUUGUUCCUAGACUCAUUAUAUAUUAUAACAUAAUAUUCGUCCGAAUAUAUCGGCAUUCAAUAAUUGGACACUACUGCUGCAGUAAGACCGCGCAUCAAUAUUAGAUAUUAUUGUAGGAUUCUUUGUAAAAUGUCCGUUAAAAUUCUGUUUUGGCCAAUAUAUUAGUACGAAAAUAUCGUAAUUAUUAUAGAACUAUAGUAAUUAAGUGUUAAAUACGUAUAAAAGCGUUAAUCCUACAAAGUAGUAUUUUACAAUUAUAGUUUAAUGUAGAUACCUAACCUAUUGUGUUUAAAUAUUAUAUUAUUACAAAAAUGUAAACGACAGACACGAACAAUUACGAUAAUGUAUAUAAAUUUACCUAAGCGAAAUGAUACUAAAUAAUGACGAGUAGGUGUCACAUUUGGAAUGCCUAAAAAUAUUGUAGUUAAUAAUCGAUUUGGUUGUAUUUGUGGACAAAUAUUAAAAUAUGUAUGGCAAUGUAGGCACCACUCACGGCCAAUUUUUGAUGAAAUUUCGUCUAUUUUAAAUGUGAUAUUAGAUUCUGAGCGUAGCUAAGGAUUUAUUGGUUUUACUGAUAUGCUUCUUUUUUUCUGUAUACCUACAAAUUUUAAACGAGAAUUACAUUAAUCUAAAACUUUAUAGGAACUGUAUUGUGUUCAUUUUGAUCAGGUUGAUGCAUCGAGAAGGUCAAUUUUUGAUUGCCUGUGUAAUUUUCUUAAUAAAUUGGAAAAAAUGACAAUUUGUCGUUUAAUUUUUGUAGUUUUCCGGGCUCCCUUUGGUAACAAGGGGAAAAAGGACAGUUGAUAAUACUCUGCUCAGAAUCAUUUUUUGUUUGUAAUGGUGUCGCAUACAGAUAUAAAAUUAUAUUAAAUUAUAUAUCCUCUUUUAAAAUUGUUUAGUUUUAUUGCCGUGAAUGGCCAUAUGGUUUAAGAUAUAUUUAAUAAUACGAAAAGGGAAUUUUUCCGUUUUGAACAAAAAAUUAAUGUCCAAAAUGUUCGUAAAAAAAUAUAUAUUUUGUUUAUGACUAUAAUUAGAAUAGUAAGAAGUAUGCAGGUAGAUAUAGUAUAAUCUUCAUUAUUCGUGUACUAUUUAUCUAUUUUUAUCGAUUACCGGAUUAGAUAUUUAGCAAUAUAAUAUGAUAUUAUAUUAUAUUGAGGUUAUAAUAUUUUGAUCCCGAUAGUCCAUCAACGGUUUCCGUUUAAUGGGUCAAAGGCGAAGGAGUGUGCCCGCUGAUAUUUUCGUAUACCUAUAAUUAUAGGUACUGCGUGUAGAAUAUGUUUUUCGAAAUAUCAGACCGAUACAUUUCCUCAACGACCUAACAGGUAUACAAAAUAAAAAAAAAAAAUAUACGAUUCUCAAAAGACUAAAAUAAUGGUUGGUAUUUGGAAGCUAUAUAGUUGGCGUCCACGUAAUUUUUCGGCUUCUCGUACAAGUAUAUAAUAAUAAUACAUUCAUAGUACCUCUACUAUUAUCAUUAUUUUUUUAUUUUUUUUUUAGCUAUACUAUCUAUGUAUACUUACUCGUAUUAGACAUAUAUAUGUAUAUAUUAUGCUUUUUUAACCGUAGAAAAACCUAGUGAGGUGUGUAUAAUCGGCUGGCCAUCAACGGAUUCCCACGAAACACGAUACUACUUCGUAAAAAAACUCCCGAGAAAUCCGAGAACGCGAAAUAGAGAGAGAGAGGAUGGCAUAGGCACGUAUCUGCCUACCUAAAACUAUAUAUAAACAACAACACAGCUUAAUUUGUUUUUAUCUGUAUACUUAAAUAAAAAAUAACGAAGUAAAAGUUAAUAGUACAUUUAAACGGUGGCAUCGUAAGUAUAGGUACCCAUAUCUACCUAUAAAACCGUUUAAUUCCACAUUUUUAUCAGUUUUACAAUCGCGCAUAUGCUGCAUAGAAUCGGCCAUUAUUAUCGUUGGCUGUGUUGCGACAAUAACUAAACGCACUCUUGACAGUCUUAACGAAUUCUUAAUUUCACUUAGACAACUAAAUAUUUGCGUACACAAAAAAUAUAUAUAUGAACAUUUUAUAUUCUGAGCGCAUUGCGGUAUGUUUUAGUUUUACUACAUGAUGCGUGUUAUUUUUUGUGUCGAUUAAACAUACAAUGUUAUAUUUCCUAGAUUUUCUAUACCGACAUUUUUCUCGUCUUAAAAAUGACCAAUAAUCGUGCAAUUUGAUUGAUUUUUUUUAACGAUUAUAUUUAAUAAAUAUUUUGAAAAUCUGUAAGCGACAAAAAUAAACUGACUAGUUGCGUGUCUAGAGUGUUUAGUGCAUAGGGUACUAUUUUUAGUACCUGGUGCAUUAAUUGAUUUUGACCACCCUAUAAAAAAAAAAAAAAACCCAUCUCUUUCCUAUAUAUGUAUAAAUUACAUUGUGUAACUUUAACAAAACUUUUAAUUCAAUUUUGGGGACUCUUACAAUUAUGGCACCCAGUGUGCGUACACCGUUCACACCUUGACACGGUUCUGCAAACACAUAUCAAUUUAGGGUUCCUAAUAGUACCUAAAUAUAUUUCUUAUACAAUGUUUUAACGUAUUUUGUUUAAUAUUUACAUAACUGAUUAACACAAUUUUGUUCAAAAUAAUUUUCGUUGGAAGCGUUUAAUACGUGUUUCUUGGAUUUUUUUAUAGCUUGUGUCACAUAAUAAUAUGUAUAUGUACCAGGUGAUCCAUUUAAGUGGGUAUACUCAUUAUCUUGAAAAGUAUUAAAUUUUUCCGGAGUUUCUUUUCUAGAACAUUUAGGAAAUAAGCAGCUCUAUAAUUUUAUAUCUAUGUUAUUUUUUGUCUUCCUUAUUUUUUGAGGUAAAACCACUACCUACUUUUUAUUUUCAAAUAUCAACCUAUAUGAAAAAUGUCAUAAAUAGAUAGAGUUUAGUUAAAAUAAAUUUCAGUGUUAAAAUUUUUGAUUUGUGUUAAGCUGUUAACGAGAUAUUCCUCUUUAAAGUUUGGGUUGAAAGAGAGUAGUGAUACAUUAACACGCCGCGCGCCGCACCGCCACACAAGGAUAUUCCACUACUCUCUUCCAACCCAAACUUUAAAGUGAAAUAUCUCGUCAACGGAUCGACGGAAAUCAAAAAUUUCAACACUCAAAUUUAUUUUAACUAAUACUCUAUCUAUUCAUGAGUGAUAGUGGUUUUAACCCCAAAAAUAAAGGUAACAAAGAAUAACAUAAAUAUAAAGUUAUAGAGCAACUUAUUUCUUGAAUGUUCUAGAAAACAAAUUCCGGAAAAAUGUAAUACUUUCCGAAAUAAUGAGUGUAGGUACUCACUUAAAUAGAUCACCUGAUAUAAAAAAAAAAUGUCACAUACGAACUUUUCGAACUAUACCCUACACGACGAAAAAUACAUAGAAAACUAUCUCUACAUUGUUUUUAAUUUAAUUUGUUUAACUACACAAUAUUAUAUGGCUGUUUGUACAAGACACCUUUUUAACUUUUGCACAAUUUCAUCAAAAUCGAUUGGAAAAAGGCACAGUAUGAUUCAUGAGUCUUUGAUAGACGGACAUGACGAAAUUAUAAGAAUUUCGUUUUUACGAUUUUGACCACAGAACCAUAAAAAAAGAUAAAAUUAUUGUCCAAUAUAGCAACUAUUAAUAAUUCGGUAUAUCAAGUAUAUUAGGCAAUUAGGUUACUAGUUACUAGUUAGUAAAAACCCGUUAAUAGACAUCAGAUCACAACGAAAAUUUGAUAAAGUGAUCAUAAUAAAUAAUAAACUCAUAAAUUCAAAGGCUGUGUAGUGUAUAAUAUAAUAUAUCUACUAUUGCUAUUUAAUAAUCAAAACAGAAACAUUAUACAAAACAACUAUGUAAUUUAUUAAAUAUUUGGAAUUAUAUAGGUAAUGCAUUACAUUAGAAAAAUAUAAUCAUUUUAUUUUUAUUUAAAAACAAAAAAUAAUAAUUUUCACGACACGUGAACUAUCUUUGAUGACACAAGCGUAGUAAAUAGUUUAACGUAAUAUACUAUAACAUAGUACAAAAACCUAUGAGUUUUAAUAUUAAAGGUCAAUAUCAAAAUAGAUUAUAUUUUAAUGAAAGAUAAAAACAAUACACGAAAUUUGUAUUAAUUAUUGCUCAUUGUUUUGUAAUCAAAUAAACGUAAUCAUUUCUUUUUAAUAUCACCCAUGAGUAAACAAAAAUAUUUAAAAUUAAUUUUAAUGCACUUGUAUAUUUACUCGGAAAAAAUUAAUGUUCGAACUUUUAUCUACUAAAACGCGCCGGAUACAAUAAUUUUGUUAUUUUCGUUUACCUCAUCAUGGCGGUGUAUUAUACAACGACUACUCAACUAUAGUUAUUGAGACAAUUUAUUCGGGUGCAUUUGUUUCGAAGUUUUAUUUAAAACUGAUAGUUAAACAGUAUUAUCUUUGUAAAUCACCGAGCUUGUGUAAAAAUCGAGAUACACUCACUUCUUACUAGGUGAUGUGAAUUAUAACCUCCAAAAAAAAAAAAACAAACACGAACUAUUAAAAUUUGAAUUUUUAGUCUGUACGAAUUUAAUGCUAAUGAAUUGACAGUCCUAGACCCUUGUGUAUUCAAAAUGUUUUAUCACUUGCACAUAGUUUGAAAGAAGUGUUUUAUGUGUUUCGUGUUUGAAGUUUGUAAACUAAUAUAUUCUUGAACGCUUAGAGCUAAAUUUUGAAAUUAAAUUUAUAAUUUGUAAUUUUAAAACCUUCUAUAUGGGUUGUAUUUAUUCUAAAAUUAAAUCAUUUAUCAAACUCUAAUUCAAAUUUGAAUAAAAGUUUAAAUUUAAAAGUGAACGUGAUGAUGAAUAAUAUUAUUGCUAGCUGCACGAAUGAUGCGAACGUGCGUACAUAACAAUUUCAAUUGUUAUGGUUAUAAGUUGGUGUGCUUGAAUUUCGAUUUUUUUCGGCUAUUUUAAGUUAUGUUUAUUAUUGCCCCCAAGAAGAAGUAAUACCUGGCGGUAAAAAGUUAUUAAUACUAUACGGAUCGUUAAGAAUGUUGAUAGUAUUAUCGGUUUGUGUUAUCUAGUAUAAUAAAAAGAUGCGUGUAAUAUUUAAUAUACCUAAUCAUAAUACGUAUUCCGAACUACAGUCGCUAUCGAAUAUCGAUGAAUGACGAUGGAUCAGAAUUCAAAAAAAUAUAUAUAGUUUAUAAAUAUUUUAUUAUCCGAAUGCUAUAAAAAUAUCUAGGUUUUAUGUUAUGAUAUUAUAUCUAAUCAAUAAUCAUCAUUUUUUUUCUUCUGACUUUUAUGGUUUUUCGGCCGCCGACGAGUUUCUUUUCUAUAGGUAAUACUAUUAUCAACAUUCGACACAUAAUAUAGUUAUUUAUUACCGUUCAGAAGGUUAUCUCUCUGAAAUGAUAGAGUUUUCCGGGGAUGAUGAUGGUUAAUCUUGCAGAUGAUGUAGGCGCCCAUAUUAUAAUAUAUAAACAAGAAUUAUUUCGUUAUCGAUUUAUACUGCAUUAUAAAAAAAACAUGAUGUAAAACAACAACGGUGUCGUCCAAAAUAUUUUUUUAUUCCAUUCAAAAUACAGAAGUACCUAUUGAUCACUUUAGUGUUCUUAACAGCUAUUCAUUAUGAAUUCAUAAUUACACAUGUACCCGUGUGUUUAAGUUUAUUUUAUUUUUUAGAAACAAAUUGCAGGUAGCAGGUACCCACAUUGUUAAAUAAUAUUAAAUACCUACAUAAGAGUUCAUUACAUAAAAGCUGCUGUAAAUAGUUUAAAAAAGUAACUAGUAUAAAUAUUAUUUACACAUAUUUUAUAAUCGGUGAAUAUAUUAAAUUAUUUCUUAAUUUAAGAAGAUUCAAAGAUUUAUACUGUUGGAUUAUCUGGGGGGGGGAGGGAGGAAAUGAUAGCUUUGUCACCCCAAAAAAUCGUCACGGGGGAACAUACUCCCCUUGCCUCCUACAAUUACGCUACUGGUGAUUAGAAUAUUAUAAAAUUAUAAACAUAAGAUCAAUGUAAUAAUAAUAUAAACGCGUAUUAUACGAUAUCAAUACAAGUUUAAUCGAAUAUCGUAAACGUAUGUUUUUGUAUGGAAAUUGUAAUCAUUUUUUGUAGGUAUGUUGUAUACCGAUUAUACAACGACGAUGACCCGGUAUAGGUACACCUAUACCGGUACACAAAUAUUAUUCAGAGUUCGUAGUUUAAACGACUUUUGUUAUUACACGUGACAGGAAAAUUAUGUUUUGCGCUUACAAAAAUAUUGUACCACCGUGACUAAUAGCUUAAUUUUAGAAUAUUUCCAAUUGUUGCGUAAUUAAAAAUUAUAUUAUUAUUAUCAUUAUAGUUUUGUGCCCUAUCACCAUAGUUAAUUCCUAAUCAUUUCACCAGCUAAAAUUAUUUACCUGUUUUGUUAAUACAAUAAUAUUCGAGUUAUAAUAGUAGGUGUCUAAUAAUAUUGUUGUUAAUUUCAACAAAAUAAUGUUAUUAAGUGAGUAUCUAUCGCGUACUUGACUAUUAUAGGCAAUUUUUUUUUAUGCCGUCCAUGACUAAGGAAUAUGUAGGUAGAUAUACAUUAUUAUUACAACCAGACAGUUAUAAUAAUAUUAUACAAGUCAAGGCACUUCUAGAAACAUAUUGCCUACAUUAUUACGGUGUUCUGAAUAAUUGAGAAAACAUGUUUGAUGGAUGUUAAGAAACCGGUAGUGGCAUCGAGGGUGAAAUUAAUUAUCAUCUCGAUUGCGAGUAAGCCAACGAUUUUUAUAGAAAUAUUAUACACGCGAGAUUUUUAAUCUAUCGGGAGGACGCCACACCCGAGCGUAUCCCGUUGUCCUUGUCGUAUCUAUCAUAAUAAUAAUAAUAAAAUAUCAAAAACAUAGUUGAUUUCUAUAAUAGUCGUCCUGGGACUUAUUUUAAUAACACGUAUGUAAGAUAACAUAUUAUCCAAAUGAUAUCGUUUUCUCCUUCAUCCCUCUGAAUACAUAGAUUCGUGUAUGUAGGUAAUAAGAUUUAAAAGUUGCAAUUUUAAACUAUCGGAUUUAAACAUUUUUUUUUUACAAAAUCUCACAUUCCUCUGGUCAGUCUAUAAGUCAUAUAUUAUAUAGUAAUAAUAAUAAUAAUAUGUUUUCGUCGUUGUAAUGAGUCAAUGAUAACAAUUAUUAACGUUAACCUUAAUCAUGUAUAAGACUACUCAAAAUUGUAAGUGGGAAAAUGUCGGUAAAACAAAAAAUGGACGAACAAGCGUCCGGUCGAUAUUUCUUUUUAUCCUCGAUGAGUACCUUGGUGUAAAUUCAAGGGGAGGCAAAAGUUGUCUCCUUUCUAGACGCGUUAUAUACCUGUUAUGUUUAGCAACGUCGUCGUAUGAAAGUUGAGAAUUGGUUUAAAGAAAAAUAAUUCAGUUUUUUUUUUUUUUUUUAAAUUAUAUUAUAAUAAUUAUACGAUUUUCGAAAAUGUAUCAUCAAACACUUACCAUAUUUUUGGCUUUCAGAAAAAAAUUUCACCCCCCUCAUUUCAAAUUACUAGAUCCGUAAUACAUGUUCUCAUAUAAGUGCAUAAGUCUCUAGGCUGUGUCUUGAUAAAAUUAAGACAUAACUUAGAUUGGUACACCAAUGGAUCCAUAAUUUUCCAGUAUCCUGCGAGCACAUCUUAUUUUUUCACUUUUCCCGUUUUUCCUACUCUUUCCGGGUUUUCUCGUUUAUAUUUUGAAAACCUCUGAGAAAAUCAAAAAAUGACCACUUUAAAGUACCACUACAGGAAAAUUCCCUUUCAGAAAAGGUGCUACACUUGAAAAUUGGAGUAAGAUUUUUGGUAGAAUUUUUGUACCAUACAUUAUAUAAACUGAUUAGAAUUCCCACAAAAUACGAGAUAGCACACAAUUUAAGAAUUUUAAAAUCUGGUAGACCGCGUGGCUUGUAUAACGCGAUUUGCACAAAAUGAAAAAAAAACGUAUGGAGAAAAUUCGUGUUUCCGAACGCAUGUGAUAUACGAUAUUCCAACCGCAGAAACCCGCGGUGUCCGGCUUCUCGAUAAUAUAUAUAUGGGGUGUCUGCUAUCGGUCGGUACCUACCUAUCUAUACGUAUAGUGCACCCGAUAGAAUAUCGCUUUUCCCAACAUGUUGACAAAUCGUUCAGUGACCCUAUCGGAAAAAAAAUACAGUUCUUUGGCUUCUUCGUUGCACUUGUCCCUGGGAUCAAAUAUAAUAAUGUACCUAUAUAAAUAUAUAUAAAAUUAGUGAAAGUUAUAUUCUGCACUGCACAUGACUAGAAAAUAUGUAAUCCUUCUUUAAAAAUACACAGGUAUAUACCACUUAUUGCCACGGGUAUGGAAGGUGGUGUCCUGACUAUAUACUAGGGGUCUAUAACCAGUGCUAUUCAAUAAACGUAUGUACACUGUGCAGCGAUAGUUUUAGUGAAGCAAGUAAGUAUGGCCGUAUGGGAAACUUUAAAAUAACAACAGACAACGACAACAGAAAAAUAAUAUCGGAAAUAUCGAUUAGAAAACUUAAAAAAAAACCCAACAAGUGUACCUACGAACCAUUACAGUAGGUAAUUAUAAUAUGGUGAGAAUAUCGUUAGGAGAACCGGUGCUAUUAUAAAUUAUCGUAUACCUAUAGUUAACGAUGACUACGAUAAUCGCGUCGCCCCGUUUCCAUAAUGUUUACAGCGAAAUACAUAAUAUAUCUUCAACGGGUCACGAAUUUCACUACAACUUCCAGUCAAUAUAGGUCUUUGCCUCCAAUUUUUUUCGGCUUGGAAAUUAACCCAAAUCGAUCGAAGUAACUUAAAUAAUUGUGAAGUUAUUUUUUUUUUGUAAAUGCUUAAAAUAAUUUACUAUGCAAUUUUAAAAUUAGCUGAUUAUAUCGAUUGUUUAAAGGACAUAUGUUAGGAUUCUCAGGAGAAUGUCAUAAUUUAAAUAUCUGUGAUUGAUUAUAACUCAGAAAAAUUACCUACGUUAAAACGGAGUUGUCGUCAAGAAUACAACUAGUAUAUAUGGCUCAAUUUUUGAUAGUCAGAUUAAUGUAUGGAGACAAGUGUAAAACAAUAAACUCUACAUAAUGAUUCAUAGACCCGAAGUUUCAAGUCUCUACGAGUAUUUAUAACCGAAUUACAGCAAAAAACUCCCAAAAGUUAAAAUUCCUUAAGAGCUCAAAAGUGGCUCAAAGGUUUGUCCAUUAUACCGUAAGAAAGUAAAUCAAAAAGGCAACAAAAAAGUUUUUUAUGAUUUUUCGAUCAAAUCAUUUUUUCUGGUAGAAAACGUCGUCCGUGUUUUUAUAAAAUAAUAAAAUCGUGAAAUUGUACGUUUUCAUACGCUUUUUUCCCACUCAAGUGCUUUUAUUUGAAAAAUUGCGUUGAAAAUCAAAAAAUGACCUCUCUUAAGUACCAUUUAGACAACUUGAGCUUUCAGAAAAGUUGCUAAAAAUGUAAAAAUGAGAGCAAGUUUACUAUGAAAAACGUGUCCACAGACUAGAACAAUGAAAUAGAGAAAUAAACAUCUUAAUAAAACCAAUAACUCCCUAGCUACGCUCGGAAUCUGAAAGUGAGCAUGUUUAAAUGAACAAUAAUAUAUAGAUACCUACGCUUCAGAUAUACUGUGGACUAAUAAACAUUAAUUAUAAAUACGUAUUGUAGGUAUAUAAAUUAAUCAAAUUAUUUAUUAUAAUUAUGAUUGUUUAAAAUAUUUGUUUUAAAGCAGGUAGGUACUCGCUGAUUAAAUACAUUUACAUCUAAAUGUCGUAAAUUGUUUUAAGUCAAAUAUCUUUGUUAUUUUUUUUUUUUAACAAAAUUAUAAAGUUCGAUAGUACAUAUACCAUAACAAAACUUUUCUAUGGAUAAAAUCCAUUACAACAACAAAAAAAAAAUGUAGGUUCGAAAUUAUAAUUGGGACUUGCAUAAAUUUGUUCUUCUCAGGGAUGAUUUUUAAAAAUUAAACAUGUAACUUAUAAAAUGUUUUUGAUAAAUCUAGGGGUGGGGAAUUGAAAAAAACGAUAGUAUUUCUAUAAGUAUACAAUUAAACCUUUUUUUUUUUUUUACCACAGUAAAAUGUGAGGAAAUCUUUUCGUCUUUUCUGUGUUUUUACUUCUAAUACUAUUUUCAGACCUAUACAUAAAUCCGUUUUCAUGAUGAACUGGUUCUGUACCGUUGAUAUCUCGUUAUUCAUAUAUUGCAGAAAGAAAUAUACCUACGAUCAUUAUUUGAAUUUCAGAAAAGAUAUUUCCCAUUUCUAACCAGUUUUAAUGCAUUUUCUUUUUAAACGGGCCAUUAAUCAAAAUUCCAUUUGACACGGUACACAUUUUUGUGAUGUUUCUCGUGAUAAUAACCAUUGAAUUUAUAACUUGAAAACGAUAAAUGGUUCAUUAUUUUAUUACUUUAAUCGUAAUUUACUUAUCGAAACAUUACGGUCUUUGAUAUCAACCUCUUUAACCUCUUAACUUAUGAUAAUCGCUAAACCACGGCUAUACAAUAGUGGAACUAAAUAAAUUGUUUACUGAUAAACAUUUCGAGAAAAUCAUUUAUUGCCAACGUGAUUUUUUUUGACAUGGGUUUGGCUAUUUUGUGAUGGGCGUACAUAAAUUAUAAAAUUAAAAAUUUUGCAAUAAAAAAAAUAUUAUUCAUCAUAAUACCAUACUUACUAUGGUAACAUAUAUUAUUGAAAAUUACAACUUUAUCCAUUUCACCGGUCAUCUCGUGGGGUCGAAACUAUGAUUAAUAAGCAGUAAUUGCUAUAUAUAUAUUACACGGGUAGUGGUAGUGAUUUAAAAGUACUAGGAUUAUAUUAUAAAGACUAAGUUUAUUAUAUUCUGUAGAAAGUUGAUACCAUAAUUUAAUACUCCUAAUUUGAUAUUUUAAGAGAAACGUUUGUAUUAUAGGUGCCUGUAUUAUAGGUACCCACUAAUAUACUAUAAACAGGCGCAUGUAUAUGAAGGGUUUUAGAGGUUCAACCACCCCCCUCCGAAAUUGCAUGAUAAUUAUGAUGAAAGUAGAUUUUUAAUAGAGUCUCAAAAUUAGUUCCUGUCAAUGAAAAAGAUAACUACGAUUUUGGUUUUAUUUUAAUUUUAUUACUAGAUAGUAGGUAUAUACUAUAUAUUGUUUUUAUUGUCAUUCAAUAAUAUGAAUUACGUUAUCAUUUAGGCUGUAUUCACCAAACAAUAUUAAAUAUAAAAUUUAGUAAUAGGUACCUAAAAGGCUAAAAAGUUGUACUAGGAUAAUGGAAACGAGUGCAGCCACUGUUGUAGGUAAAUUUUAAUGUCUGUAAGCAACGAUUUGACAAUUGCUAACAAAAAGCGAUUCAGAGAGGAGUUCGGUUAAUAGUAUUACUUUUUCAACAAUAUAUAUGUCAUAUUAGGGUAAAAUAAAGCAUAAAAUAUUUUCUUUAAUAAUAUUUGUAUAAUAUAUUGUACCUAUUUUCUCGUUUUUCCUAUGUUUUUUUCCUGGUUUUACUAUUUAUUGGGAAAACUCUUGGGAAAAUCAAAAAAAUACUUCUCUAAAGUACAACCCCAGUCAGAUUUCUUUUCAGAAAAAGUGCUCUAAUUGUAAAUCGGAGCAAAAUUGCUAAUACAUUUUUGUCAAUAGAAAAAAUAAUAAAAGAAAUAAAAGUCAUUGUAAAACCAAUACAUUCUUUGCUCCAUUCAGAAUCUAAAAUUAAUGUUAUAAAAUAUUGACAUUUUUAAUGAAAAAUAAAUAAUCCUACGAUAUAAAGUGUAUACAAAUUUUUGUUAUAAAAGUAUGGAAGUGUACAACCUUAAAUCCCCCCUGAAAUAUUUUUUUAUAAACGCACUUGACUAUAAAUCUCGGUAUAUGAAUAUAUGAACUAUAACAAUUAAGGGGUGAAAGGGUGGGUUUUUAAUGUAAGUGUGCUACAUUAGAAAAAUAUAAUUUGUGUGCACUGAGUUUAUUAUAACUAGGGCAGAUAUUUCUGUGCACAAAAAACCUCUAAAUAUAAAUGCAGACGUGCACAUUAAAUUCCAAAAUAUGACCUUCAAAUAUGCUCUAAAAAUUAUGUUGAAAAUGUCUUUAAAAUGUACAAAAUCCUAAAAUAUGCAUUACAAAUUCAAUAACAUCAACAUAUCUAAAAUAAAAUUGUAUACAUAGAAUACUGAAUCGUUAAGUCAUAAAAAACCGUUUGGUGUAAACUAGUUAUUUUCAAUCAAUUAAAACAUUCUAAUGUAUAUACAUAUCUGCAAUAUUAAUAACUUAUACAAGGUACAUAAUAAUAUUACUGAUAUCAGUUAUAAUCAAAUGUUAGUAGAAUUGAAUGAAAUGAUUGAGAUGUAAUAUUGUUUAUAUUUUUAUCAAUGUACUCUCUAUAUCAACAUAGGAUAUAGAUUAAAGAAAUAAAUAAUCAUGUGAAUUAUUCAUUAUAUUGUUUUAUUAUGUAAUUUAUGAUGAUUUAAUUAAAAAAAAUACCUUGUAACAUUAGUAUAAUAUUUUCAUAAAGUUUUAGAUUCUGAGUGGAGUGAAGAAUGUAUUGGUUUUAUAAUGAUGUUUAUUUUUUAUUUUAUCUGUACAUAUCUUUUCUACCAUCAAUUUUCCUUCGAUUUACUAUGAUAGCACUUUUUCUAAAAAGAAAUCUCACUGGGUAGGUACUUUAGAGUGGUUAUUUUUUGACUUUUCUGGAUGUUUUCCCAACAAAUGAAAAAACGUAGGAAAAACGGGAAAAUAGAUACAAUAUUAAAUAAUAGAACUAAAUAUAAUAAUAGUAUAAUAAAAAUAAAAAUAUUAAUAAAGAAAAUGUAUAAUGCAUAUGUAACUAAUAAUUAACUAUUUUACCAUAAUAUGACAUGUAUAUUGUUGACAAAGCAAUACUAUUAACCAAACUCCGCUCAGAAUCGUUUUUUCGUUAACAAUGGUUAAACUUUGCAUAUAAUUAUACAUUUAAUUUCCCAUUUACUACCUCCCCAACUUCCACCUACAACAGUGACCCACCUACGUGCGAAGCAUGUCAGUAUUUUUUCUUCUUCAGCCUUCUCCUUCGCGUUUAUCCCAACUAUUUGGGGUCGACCACGUUUAAAGAUUUUUAUACAUUAAAAAAAGUACCUAUUUAGUUGAUUCCAAAACGUUUAAUUAAUUUGUAGGCAAAUAAUACAUCAUUUUACUUCAUCGAUAUUUAGUUUUAAAUACAGAAAUAAUCAUUAACGAAUAGUAAAUUUAUUCAUGACAGUUCCAAGGAUCUCGGUACAGUGUUGCGUGUAAAACGCAAUGCUAUUUGCUACAGACGAGAAAUGAAAUAAUACAAAAUCACAUUACACCAUUCUGCCUUGUUUCCGUUUAAAACCACGUGUCAAUAACUAUCAACAUUUUUUUCAUCCUCGGCACAUUGCCGAUCCUUAAACUACUUAGUAUUUAUUCUAUUUUUUAUACAUAUAUAUUUUUUUAACAUAUUAAAACCUACGUAAUCGAUGAAGAAACUCGAGGAUUUUGUGCUCAUCCGAUCGAAUCGCAUAACUAGUUUGACAACCAUCUUAUCCGUAGACGAUUCGGUCAAUUUUUGUACGUCUUCGAUCUCGUAGUAUAUAUCUAUAUUUUCAUGGACUAUUCUAAUAUUAUGUCUUUGCCGUUUUUGAUUCCAUACGUUUUCAAUAACAACGCGCGGUUUUUUUUAUGUAUAUAUAUUUAUUACUUUAUGUGCAUAAGAAUUUUUGAAAAUUUGUGAGAAAUAGCGGUACUCUGCAGUGAGUUAUUGGUAUAUUGAAUCCUUCAAAUAACACUUUUUUUUGUAUAAUGUUCAAAGAUCGCCAUCAUUUUUAAAAUUUCCAGUGUUUCAAAAUCGUUAUUAUUAUUUCAACUGAAAUAUUUAGCGGGUAUCAUUUUACUUGUAAUAUGCGAGCAAAUGAUUAACUUUAUAGUUUUAUCUGAUUAUAUAUAGUAAUCGAAUUAUAAUCAACUGUAAAUAAUUACCUAUCGUUUAAACGUAGUAAUAAUUAUUUAUUAAUUUCAUAUAAUAAUACUGAAUUAAUGUAUUGUAUUAUAUAGUUGACUAUAAUAAGUUCUUCGAGUAGGUAUAAUUGAUUUUUGAUCCCACAGGAAUAGGUAUUUUCAUUGGAAAUGUAUAUUGAAUAUUGUGGACACGUAGUUUAAAUAGAUAGUUAAUGGUUCGCAGCGUGCUUCUUACUUUCUUACGUUAAACCUGUUUUCAAAAAAAUCUUUUCGAUAACAAAUACGUUUUUAAUUGCACAUAGCACAUAAAUCAGUGAAUUGUUAAAUUCUACUUGGAUAUAAUUAACAGGAAUAGUUAUGUAAAUAACUUCCAAAUGGUAAGUAAUUAUUAAUUAUUACACUAAAACAUUUAUAACAAUAUAAAAUAAAAUAUUUUAUUAUUUUUGCACGGUUGUUUUAGUAAUUUAUAAAAUAAUCUAUUGAUUUUUAGUGUUACAACAUUGAUUAUAUGCUUAUAGAUAUUCGUACACAGUUUAUAGUUGUAUAAAAUUAAAAACGUAUCGAGAACAAUGACGUCCACAGAAGAAGAUUAGAGAUUAUAUUCUCCCUGUUGGCUUAAAAACAUAAUAAGUACAAGCGUCUAUUUAGUAAUUUUAUCUUGAAAUUACAUAAUUUCAACUUUUUAGUAAAUUUAAAAUUGAACAAAAUCUCUGCUUAUUAAAUAAAAAUAAUUUUUUUCGGAUCCGACUUUUAAAUUCUUAUUAUUUAGUUAGGCAUUACAGAAAAAAAUGCUAAGAUUUAUAUAUGAAUACUAUGAUUGUUAUAUAUUUACUACAUACCUUCCCAUUCAAAAUUUCUAGACAUGCCGCUGAUCAAAAAUCUCCAGGCAGUGCUCGACUUAUGAAAGAGGUGCAGGAGGACGGAGUACCUUAAUUAAUGUUUCAGAAAUUUAAGAGUACCUAUACUAUUUUUUUUUUAUUUGAAAAUAUUAAUAAAAACAUUGUAUAUUAAACAUUUAAAGAAUGCUUGAAAACUCGAAAUCCACUCGAAUCACAAAAGUCGAUAUAUUGCCAUUUUUGAUACCUAUUAAUGAUAUUUAGGUACUCGCACAACGCAAUACACAAUUUUUAUUUUUAUAUUUUUUUGGUUGACCCUAAUUAUUAUAUGAGCCACGUGUCCUCUGAUUAGGAUUACCUUCUUACCUUAAUAUUUGCUGUGAUACGGCCUCACGAAAUACCUUAUUGCGUCGCCACUGACAGGUAUUAACGUAAUAAUAUAGUAAAUAAAUACCUAUCGAUACAUGAUUUAUUACACGCGGAUAACGAAUUGUGUGGGCUUAUGUAAAUUGCAAGCGUAAAUAAAAAAAAAAAACAUUGAAAUUAUAAAUUGAAAAGUGUACCUAUGUUUAAAAUAAUUAUAUUCGUGUUUAUUCAUUCUAUAUAAUAUAUAAUAUGUAAAACUUCACAUUAAAUACUCAAAUCAUUAAUAUAUUCCGUCCUUUUAUUAUACCGUUUUUAUUGAACUCAUCAACGUAAAAAUAUAAUAAAUCUUGCGCAAUUCAUUGUGUUAUCGACAUAAAAAAAAUAUGAAACGAAAAAAAGUUAUUUUCGAGCCACAUUCUCUCAUAUUUUUGCCGUCGUAAUUUUAAAAAUAUUAUCUUAAAAACGAAUUAUCCGUUCAUAAUACAUACAACUACAAUACCUACUGAUAUUUUAAUAUUUCGACAAAUAUCUUUGAAAAAAUUAACACACGAGAAAAAUCAUUCGGAUUUAUAAUUAUUUAUUAUGUUUAAUUUUAUUUAGUGUACCUACAUUGGUGUGAUAUAGACUAAAAAGUUAAUUGCUUAUAUUUUGCACUAGGUUACUAGAUAAUAUUUAGGACAAAGGAAUAUUAGUAUAAUGAGACCUCGGCAAAAAAAUUUUUUAGAUCCAGUGAAUAAAAUAUAAUAUUUUCACAUACACAUUAUACAAUUUAAAAAAAAAAGUGUUCCAAACAUAAAAUUAACUUAUUUAAUAUAUUAUUAUUUUUGUAGCUUUAUCACUAACAACAAAUAAAUGUUAAUUUAUGAUAUAACUUGAACGCGCUUUACCACUCCUUUAAAAAUUAUUUUUUUUUUUUUUUUUUUUAAAUAUAUAUGGACAAUCACUCAUACCGAAUAUGACGACGGUUUAAUCAUUGAAUCAUAACUUUUGCCCAUCAAUUAUAAAUAGGUACAGUUCUGAUCGCUGAAUAAGAUUGUGGACGAAAAUAUAAUUGUAAUCAAGCCUACAAUCUCUAAAUGAGCUCACGUUCGACAAUUUUAGAAAGACGAUAGUCAAAUUGUUUAACAUAAAAAAAAACCUUUUAUGUAUAAGUAUACAAUUUAUUUAAAACACAACGCCGUUACUACGUUAUUUUAUUAUUAUAUAUUACAUUAAUACUAGUAAUACAUACAUACUCGACUAAAAAUCCGAAUUUUUAAAAUAUCAUCAUAAUAUUAGAUGAAUGCAAUAGUCCAAUAUAGAAAACUAUAUUGACGACAAAGUACCUACGACUUAUAAUAAACAUCUUGUUAAACAUGCAUGCGGUUCUGUUAAGUCUAACAAUUUCAUCCACAAAGUACCAACAAAAUAAAAGUUACGUGAAAAACUCGCAAAAUUAAAAUGUUUAUAAAUAGCUCAAAAAUGGCGCAAAUGUUUUUAAAAUAUGAUCAUAUCUAGAAAAGGCAAGUUUUCUGUUCAAAUUUCAAGUCUUUGCAAAUAUUUCUAACUGAAUUACAACAAAAAGCAAAUUUGAAAAUAAUAACAAAUUAUUUUUGUAAAUUUUUCCGACUAUUCGCAAUUAUUAUGAAAACCACUUGGAAAAGCGGUAUUCAUCUUAAUGACUAGUCAUAGAAAAUAUCAUAUUUUCCAAUAUAUAAUAAUUUACCAGUAGUAUAAAUUUACACGAGUAUCGAUAUAAUUAAUAGUAGUUUUAAAAUAUAUAAUAUUAUAAUGAUUAGUAAAUAAUAAUUGCAUAUUUUGCAAGUUGAAAAACCUGUACGAUCUCAAUUAAAAUAGUAGAUAUAGAAACGAAAAAGUGCAAGCAUCGGAAGUUUAAUAUGUCAUCUUUGUUUAUAAUAAUAUUAUUUGCGUUCAGUCAUAUUCUUUCAGUUGCAUUUUUUAAUACAUUUAUUAUUUUAUUUUUAUUGCAUAGGUAUAUGUAUAAAAUUAAUAACAUUAUACCACGUGUUCAAAGUAAAAAAAAAAAAAAUAUAAUCAGAAUAUUAUAAUUUGGACUCACGGUCGAACAUUUAUUUCUAAUUUAAAUAAAUUAAAUGCAAGUGGUGUACGCGGCACGAGAGAGGCGUUAAAUUUAAAUUGUUUAAUUAUUAAAAAUAAAAAUAAAUGUUUUAUGAUAUCUACAUACUAUACGAUGACGACGGCACAUGUUGGCGUUUCUUGAACACGCUUGACAUCAUAAUAGGUACUUUUAUAUAUAACUGAAUAAUAUUAUAAUAGCUACGCAGGUUUCGCAUAUUAAAUUUCUGUAGUAGUUAUAGAAACAAUUAACGAUAGACGACUUUUGAGAAGUACAUGGGAUAGCUGAUAAUAUAAUAAUAAUAAAAUCUAACAGAUGUCUUAUCAGUACCUAAUUUGCAUAUUCGGUAAUGGACCUGGACAAACUCAAACGAAUUUGUCGACAAAGAAAUGAUAAACGGUUAUUUACCGUUUAAAAAUUUGUUCUCGCUUUACUUGAAUAUUGAUCUUUGUUUUAAAUAAGUAUUUGUAGAAAUCGGUUUGACAUAGGAAAAUUUGACAACACAUUAUUAGGUAGGUACUAAGCACAAAAGAAGUAUGUACAAAACAUAGUUCGAUAUUUUAACAUUUUCUUCCCGCAUGUCCAAAAGGCCGGAAAUCAUCUGAAAUGACGAGAUGAAUAAAAAUUACACGCGAACCUUUGAUCAAAUAGGUCUAGAGCGCUGUUACCGAUGUAUAUUCUUGGUUUCAGAGAAGUAAUGCUUAAGUCAAUUAUUGUUUUUUUUUUUCUUUUUUUAUAUUUGUAUCUUAUGCGAUUUCAUCUCUUUUAUUUUUUGGUCUAAAUAUCCCCUAAGUGUAUGGAUUUACGAAAUCACUGUAUAUAAUGUAUUCAUUUUGGCAAAUAUGCAAAUGCAGUGUUAUCAAGAAAAAUUAAUUAUUUUAUUGAGGAACGUACAAUGGUUUACAAAUUCCAUUAUUUUUAUUUUUUUUUUUUUUUCGGAAAUUGAAGCGAAGGUUAAUAUAUUCUUAUAAUUUGAAUUUUGUGCUAAAUCCUGUUACCACGAAUUCUGUAAGACAGCAUGCCUUUCAACAGAAGAUUCGAAAACACGUAAUAAUAUUUAAUUUAUACUUGAAAACUAGUUAUUUAAAAACAAAUAAUAUAAUUCGAUCGUUGCAAUAUUUAAUUUAUAUUUGAAUAAUAUUUAUCAUUUAAAAAAAAAAUAAUUAAAACAUGGAGGAUCGAGAAACGAAACGGAUUCUUUUUUUUAAAACGAACGUUAACAACACUGUACUGUAUGUAUUUUCAAAAAUUAAUUCACUCGUAUCAAAAACUAAAUAUAUAAUUUUAAAAAAAGCUCUUCUUCUUCGGGACCAAUAAUCAUAUCGACUAUACAGUUUAAGACUGCAUCAACUCAAAAAAGGACUUUUUUAGGAGAAUAAUUUAAAAAAGAAGAACAAUUAAACGUUAAUAUUCAAAAUAUAUACAAUAAAAACAAACGGACAUACUUCGCAAGAUGGGUGGGCUACAGUUGUAGGUGAGAAUUUAAUGUAUACCUGUACGCAACUAUUAAAAAUACAUAGAAAAAAUAUACAGAGUAAUUUAGUUUAUAGCUGUAACGAUAAACCAAUGCUAACAAAUAACGAUUCUGAGUGAAAUUCAGUUACACGUGUUUGAGAAACUGUAAUAUUUACGAUUUUUGUCAAAAUUUAAUAUUAAAAUUCUUCCAAAAAAAAAAAAAAUACAUAUUACAUAAAACUCAACUUUUUCUUGUUGACCACUAAUUACAACUUAAAAAUGAACCUCCUGUUAAAUUUUUACGCAUUUCUGUUUGGUCCAACAAUUUUAUCCACAAUAUACCUACUAAAUAAAUAAUGCGUAAAAAACUUGCAAAAUGAAAAAUGUCUAUAAAUAGCUUAAAAAUGGCUCAAAUGUUUUUAAAAUUUGACUACAACUAUAAAAAGCUUUUGUAUAAGGUUUCUGUCGAAAUGUCAAGUCACCACGAAUGUUUUGAAAUUAAUUACAAGAAAAUAAAAAAAAGUAUUACUUUUGUAAAUUGUCCCAUCUUUAUUACGUUUUUUUCUUGGCUUUUCAUAAUUAUUUUGACAACAGCUGGGAUAAUCAAAAAAUUGCCUUCUUAAAAUCUCAUCCAAGUCAAAUUUCUUUUCAUAAAAAGUGCUACAUUUGAAAAUUUGAGCAAAAUGUAUGGUAGAAAAGUUGUCCAUAGAAAAAUAUAUAAAUAAAUAAACAUCAUUACACGGUCAUCAGUUCGCUCAGAAACUAAAAUUUAACGAAUAUUUAGUCAACUAUAAAACAUGAAUCAAAUUAAGUAUGGAUACAAUUUUUGGUGUACACAUAUGUUCAGUGGUGGAUUCUAGGCGGGGUCGAGAGGACCUGGGCCCCCCUUAACAGUUAUAUUAUAUUUGUAAUUGUAAUAAUAUGAGUUAAUAAUGAUUAUAAAUCGUCGUUCAAAUUACGGUUAGACCAAUUAUUACGAUGGUUGAUAAUGUUGAUGCUUGAUUGUAAUCUUACCUAAAUGUUAUAAUUAGUGUUGAUUAUUCAAAAUUAAUAUGAACAUUUUUGAGCUCCACCCCCCCCCCCUGAAAAAAUCCACUAUUCGCCAAUGCAUAUGUUAUUAAUUUAUGUUUCCAUUGUUAUAAAUACAUAAAUUAAUUGCAAAAAGGAAACAUUAUUCACAUUAGAACUGAAUGUGUUAAACCGAAAUAUGUUAUUCUAAAACGAAAUAAGAACUCUCUAGUGCUCAAGAAUUAAAUUAAUUUCUAUUGCGUUCUUGAAUUGAAAUUGUUUUCAAAAAUUUUCAUAGUUUGAAUUCGAAAGUCUCGGUACUGUAUAGUAUACACGGUGGAAGUGUUGAGUGAAACUCGUAAAAACGUAUGAAAUAUUAAUUAUGUCGACUAAGCGCACGCGAUAAAACAUGAUUAUUACAUGUAUGACACCGACGACCAAACAACAUGUAGUAAUAAUAAUAUAAUAUUAUAUUAUAAAUAAGACGCACAAUAUUAUUAUAUGUUAGCGAAAGCAAUUAUAGCGUCACCGUCAUAAUAUAAUGUUGUAGCCGGCGGGAACGACACGCAAAUAGUAAAUAAUUAUAGAAAAAAUAACAUUUCAAUGAAAAAAUUCCGAUGGGUGAACAGCUAGCAAGCAAACAUAUUAAAUUAUUCUUAUGGGAAUUGCCUGUAAUGGACGAUACUGUUGGUUAUCGUGUGAUGCAUAAACCCGCCUGUGCAGUAUUGAACGGGCGGAAUAAUGUUAAUAAGAAUAACGGACGUAGCUGCGUGAUUAAUUGAUAAGACUAAGAUUGAUAAACCGUCGGGGGUAAAAAUGUAUAAAAAUAAAAAUAAGACAUAUUGUACUAUUAUCACUGUGUUAACACUAUUCAGAACCUUAAAAAAAACCACCAAACAAACAACUGAUUGCAGAUGUUGCAUGACGGGUGCUACGACCACGGGGGCGCCAAUGAAAAUUUUUAAUGCUCUGUAAUUGAAUAUUUUUAUAGUAAACGUAUGAGUGAACCCAACAUUUUUUGCUCGUCGAUAAACUUUUCCGGCACCGGGUGCUGAUUUUGCUAGGCACGGGCCUACUUGAAUAUACGUACUCGUAUAUUAUUAUUAUCGGCGCUUCGCACGGAAAACGCGUGUAAAUUGUCGAGAAAAAAAAUCGUAUAAAUUGUAUUCUACAUAAUAGUUAAUAAAAGGACGUAAUACUCGCAUGUGUUGUUUCCGUCUUACAGAUGUAUGACAUAGCAAAUUUGCGUUCGAUCAAAAUAAAAUAAUUAUGCUGAUAGUUUUAAUAUUAUAGUGAAUUCGCCUAUAUCGAACUUAAAGAUAAGAACAUUAUCCAAGCAUAGUUUGCGCGAUUCAGUAUUUUUCGAUAAUUUUAAUUUUAAGAUAUAUAUAAGUAUAAGCAAAAAUAUUACAAUUUAAUAAUGUUUAUAUUAUUUGUCUGAAAAUUGAAUUAUCGAAAAAAUAGUACCAAUAUUGCACAAAUAAUUUUCUUUAAGUUUUGAUAAGUCAAUUCGCUAUAAUAUUAAAACUGACAGCACAAAGUCUUUCCUGCUAAACUGAAAUUUGCUGAUGCGGUCGUACGUUUGUAAGACGGAGACGGUACAUGCGGCUAUCACGUCCACUUAAUAUGGUGAAUUGAACAUAUUAUUUAUGUGUGCGAAGCGGAGUUUGCAACAAACUACACAGUCCUAUAACAAUACAGCAUUUAGUUAUUUUCUAUACUUGUUACUGAGCUACGUCGUUACCAGAGAGUUUUUAUUUUUACGGAUAUUAUUAUUAAAUUAUUAUCACACCAAUAUCAUAACAAUUUAUUAUAGCAAGAAUCAGGGCCGGAUCUUACAUUUUUUUUAACCUGGGGCAAAAUAUGAAAUUAGUACCCUUUUUAGAUUCUGAGUGAAGCGAAAAUGUAUUGGUUUUACAAUGAUAUUCAUUUUUAUUUUAUUUUUUUUAUCUACGAACAACUUUUCUACCAGAAAUAUUGCUUCGAUUCACAAUGUUAGCAUUUUUUUGUGAAAAGAAAUCUGACUAGGUUGGUACUUCAGGGAGGUCAUUUUUUGAUUUUCCCAAUACCAAUAGUUAUUGUAGAUCCUGAGCGUAACGAGGGAGCUAUUGGUUAUACUAAGAUGUUUAUUUUUUUUUUCUUCUUCUAGUCUGUGGACACGAUUUUUUCUAGUAAACUUGCUCCGAUUUUUCCGUAUAGUACUUUUUCUAAAAGCUCAAGUUUUCUAUAUGGUAUUUUAAACAGGCCAUUUUUUAAAUAAAAGCAUUUAAGUGAGAAAAAACGUAGGAAAACGGGGAUUCAGGAGUUCGCAGUUGAAACGACGGACGAAGAUAUAAAAAUAUACAGUGGAGUGCUUGCCCGACGUAAGCUUCUCGUCAAAAUAGAGAAUACCUUAGUCACUGGUGAUAAACGCAACUGUGUCGUUGGUAGGCACAUUAUAUUGAAAAUCAUAUAACCAAGAUUUUUAAAAGUUUUAUUUCUAUACUUUUAAUUUUCCCCCGAUAGAUAUCGGUAUCAUAGGCGUUCUUACAGGAGAGGGAUAUGGGAGAUGGAUCCUGCCCAUGGCCUUUUCUUUUUAGAUGAUAUAGAGUUUUCUGUUUAACUGAUAUUUAGUGAUAAUAAUCAAAUAAAUAAAUAUAAUCAAUAAUCAUUUUUUUUGACUCGUUAACAUUUUACACAAUAUUCGUAGGUAUACAAAUUACAUACCACGCACGGUUACAGACCGUAUUUGUAUUUUGUAUGUCUGUGGUUAAAGAUCGAAGAAACUUAUGGUUUUACAAAGAUGUUUAUUUUUUUUUUGUGGACAACUUUUAUACCAGCAUUUUAGCUCCAACUUUUAAUGAUAGCAAUUUGUCUAAAAAUAAAUUUUAGUGGAGAGGUACUUUAGUGAAGGUCAUUUAUCGAUUUUCUCCGGAGUCUUCUCCUACAAAUAUGAAAAACUGGGAAAAAACAUGGGAAAACUGGAAAAAAACGUAGGAAAACCGAAGAAAUCGGCACAACAUUAAACAAAUAUUAUUAAAGAAAGUAUAUAGAGCCUAUUUAAUUUUUUUAGUAUAAUAUGGCAUAUAUAUUGUUGAAAAAUAUCACUAUCAACUGAACUCUGCUCAGAAUCGUUUUUUUGUUAGCAACGGUUUAUCGUUGCUUACAGAUAUAGAUUUAAUUUCUGUAUGUAUUCUACCUUCCCAAUUUUCUAUCUAUACCAGUGACUGUGCCCGUCCCCAUUAUCUUACCUUUUUUAAGUCACUCAUUUGUAUCUACUUAAUUACUAUACUUGAGCCUUUGAUGUAAUCUCAGAUAAAUAAUCAUUAUAAUAUAUAACAUAUAAUUUAUAAUUGAUAUAAACAAUAUAUUAAUCUCAUGAUACUACCAUCGAGCAAUGAUUAACCGCAAGCAAUGUUUUUCAAAAAAAAAAGUUUGUGCCUCCUACAAGUGCUGAUAUAGAGAGUAUAAAAGUUGAUGGUAUGGAUGAUUUAGACCAAAGUAAAUUGCCCGAGCAGUUUGAUAAAAAUUGUUGCAACAGUUGAUCUGAUAGAGAAGUCCCGAAGAAGAUCCCGAGAAGUUCUUGAUGUACUGGCUUAAAAAUCAAGACAAAUUAAUAUCAUUUUAAACAUGCUUUGGUAUGAAAUAAAAACAUUACUUUAGAAUUUUUAAUAAAUUUCCCAAAAAAAUAAUUUUGAUAUAUGUAUGUGUUUUAGUUGUGAUAUUUAUCUUGUGUUGAAUUUUCAUACAGUGAUCCAUCAAAGAUAUUUUGAGACCCCAAAAUUGGGUCGCCCCCUACAGGUUGGGAAAAAAUGUUGUAAACAUAGUCGAAAACAAAAUAUUGGUCUGGUACCUACAGUGAUAAAUCCAAAAAAACUUGAACAUAUGUAUAUUUUUGUCGUUUAAAACGAAACCGCUGAAGUAGGUUAGUACCUAUAUAGUGAAUAAUUACUUACCUAAAUCGACAUUUGGGUAUUUGAUUUCAAUGGUAAUUUUAAGGCAGAUCAAAUUAUAAAUUACUUACAAAAAACAAUUAAUUAAAAAUUGGUCUUUUUACGAUUUAUUACCUAAUUCGGCAUCUUCCUCCUUGCCGGUAAAAUCCUAAGUAUACAACACUGCGGACGAUCGUAUGUACCCACGUGUUCAUAUUUUACGAUUACACGAUCGCCGCCGCCGUUUGCAAUUAAGACGUACACAAUUUUCUUGUAAUGGCCAGUGAAUAAUAUUAUUACAAGUUAUAACAACACCGUGAAUAUUUAUAACAAUCGUCUUCGGCCGUGUAUAAUAUGUGAUAUGUGUAUAAAUAAUAAUAAAAAAAUAUACACAUAUUCAACCGCCGACCGAUAUGCAAAAAAUAAUGGGCGUUGAAGUACUGCUACAACAGUCCUUGAGUGCGCGUAAAGAUAGCGCUGUAAUGAUAUCGGGUGUGCCUACUCUGUUAGUAGCGGACGGCUGCCACUGAUCGCGGGCUAAUUAAUCGGCGCGCGGUGGGGAGACGCGUAUAAAUAAUAACAUCGCAUAUAUUAUAAUAUUGUACCAUCGAACCGGUUCUUAUUGUUUUUAUAUUUUUUUCGCAGUCAUAUUCGUUACAUUAUCAAUAAUAUUGUAAUUUUUUUUUUUUCCGCGCUAUUAUUAUUUAAUUAUUAGCCGUACCGUUCAAAACGAUAUUUUCGCAUAAUGUCGUAGAAUUUUCGUGUCGCACGUAUCAACGAUACAAUGGUAUACGAGCGCCUCAUACUGUUGCACUCUGAGCGCACCGCACGCGAAUAAAAUAAUAUCGAAGACGCCGGUUUUUUUUUAUUUUUAUUAUUAUUCCUUUCGACAUUCGACCGAUUCGAUACAAAGUUAUACGCGCGCACGUUCGUCGUCAUAUUUCGUCGACUUAUGUUCAGCGGCUGUACGCACCGCCAAAACCAAAAAAAAAUUACAAUUCAGUGUUGAUUUUGUUCGAUUGCAGGGAACGGUGACGAUAAAUGUAUGGACGACGACGAUUCGAACGAAAAAGAAGAAUCACUCGUUGAAGAAUCAAUGAAAAUGGGUAAGGAGUGUUCGUUUAAUAAAAAAACGGGACUUUUCCCGAACUUUUUCUUGUGUAAAGACCAAUGGCGGCUCGUGCUGUGAUGCACAGGAGCAGUGCACCACCUACAAUUUUGAAAACUAUACGUUAUUAUAUUGCUACAAUAUAAAAAUAUGCUAUUAAUUAUUAUAAAAUAAUACAUAUUAAUAACUAGAAAUGCAUUCGUAUUUAUUUCAAGAAUACAAAUUAUUUUAUAGAAUUAAAGAAAUAUUUAAUGCGAAAAUUCGAGAAAAACAUGUUAUCGCGCGUUUGUAUGCCGAUUGUACACAAUACGCAGCGCCCGCAGCGGCAGCGAUCACGGAUUACGGACGGGCGAAUACAAUUUUUGCACCAGUCGCGCAUGCGUAUUUAACCGUUUCGUUCUUACUACUGAUACAACUGACCUACCAUUAAACUUAGUGUUAUUGUUGUGUGCACAAACGAAUAUUGCACCGUCGCGGCCGUAUAGCCGCUGCCGCUGUUGACGGAGAGUAUCAUGCAUUGGGAGCUGAUAUUUGACCAAAUAUAUAGUACCAAAAAUACCUGCCCUACAGAAAAUACUGACCGACCCGGGUUACACUCAAUUCCUAAAUAAUAUUAUAUUUAAUACAACAAAAACAAACAUAAUUCCCUAAUAUAAUGUAGAUUUCUACCUCCUAAAUAAACAAAUACAAAUAUAUUCAUUCUUCAAUAAAAUAUUUGUUUUAGUUCUCUGUUUUCUAAAUUUACUUUCUUAUUGCAUACAAAUUGUUUAAAUGUGCUCCACAAAUUAUUUUAUCCACGAGCCGCCACUGGUAAUAAACGCACAAUAUUCUUAUCGAUGGUAAAUCGUGCUUCCGACUAACCGCUUACUAUUACAAUCGUUGUCGUAUUUCGUUUACUAAAUGUCGAUUACACGCAGAAUGAUUCGACUAAUAAAAAUAUGUAGGUAGGUGCAAUUGCGGCCGUUUUAAAUAAAUAAAAUGCCGAAAAACACAAUAACUGCUCUCUAUAACGAUUUAAAAUUCGAUUUUCCAUCAUUUCCAACAUUAUACGGUAGGUUAUUAUUGGCAGCACACAAAAUAUUUAUCACGUUUCUUAUCGCUUAUUUUUUGACCGCGACAGCGCGACUAGAUAUUGACAAUAGCUCAAGCUGACUUUUUUAUGUGAUAGUGGACACAUCCAUUUACGACAAGGUUUUUAAAAAUGAAUAUAUAACUGUUAUUUAAAAAUAACUUCUUGUUUUAUACAAAUAAACUUAUAAUUUAUAAAAAUCGUAUGAGCAGACUUACGUUAACAGUUUCCAAAAUUAACGAAAUUACCAUAAAACCGCGUUUUUCCCGUACGCCGACUCCUUAAUUAUUAACCGCGUUAUUACCUUCUGCGAUUGGGUAGGUAUGUCGUUUUUAUCAUUAUAAUAUUAUUACUUUAUUCGGUACCUACACUGGCUAUACCUUAGAACUUUAUUUGGUUUUAUCUAUGGUAGUCGUUAUGCUAGUAAGUGCAGCGAGUGUAUUUUACGAGUGAUAAGACACUCGUAUUGAUGAAACAUUUAAUUGAUUAUUUCGAUAUUACUGAAAAAUAAUUAUAUUAUUUUAAUAUUUUAAAGUAUUUUCAUAGUUUCAUAUUCGUAUACACAAAUUGGUAAUUUUUUUCGUUUCCGAUAGGUAUUUAAAAUCCACGUGUUAAUCUAAGUUUUGAGGCAUCUAUUUUCAAAUAAGUUCUAAAUAAGCAAACAUUUUCAAAAUGAGCUUUUUAGUAUUUUCUAAAAUUUACAUUAUCUGGUAUGUAAAAUUAUUGCACAUCAAACAAGCAUUUAACUGGUUUAAACUGUAUGGGGAAUAUUGUGGUUGGUUUAAAUGGUACAUUUUUUUUCCAGAUAAUUCUCAUAUGAACAUAUUUUUUGUCGUUUAUGAAUAAUACUAAAAAUUACAGAGAUAACUGAGAUUCUCAUUAUCAUUAAACUGUUGAAAAAUACCAAUAUUUUUCCUGGGUUUUCGUCAGUUAUGAACUUUUAACGUUUUCCAUCAAAUUUCAAAAAAGGCCAUUCCUUUUUCCGCCAGUUAUAAUUUAGGUCAAAUUUUGUUUUGAGAACCUCUUAUGUAAAUAUUAAAAAAAAAAAUAAAAAAUAUAUAAGGUAUUAUAUUUUUCUCAUAUAUAAUUAUUGUAUUUACUUGGGUGUUUAUUGAAUUUGCAUUGUUUUGUUAAUAAUAUGUCAUUGCUUGAUUCAUUGGCCAUUUAAAAUCAUAUUGUAAAAAAGCUGGAAAAUAGUUAAAAGUUACUUAGUUACUUAGUUAAUUAAUACAUAUGCAUAUAAUAUAUAUUUUUGGUAAAUUUUUUAUUUAAACUUUAUUUAAUAUAUUAUUUGAUAUCAGUUUUAUGAAUUCAUAUCUACUGAUUUCAUUUAAUUGGUAUUUUGAAAUUCGUUCUUCAUUUCGUUUUGUUUAUCACUGAUAUUUUUCUCGAUGUUUUACAUUCAUUAAUACUUUUUAAAGUAACAUACACGUCAGGUUAAAUAUUUUCUAAAAGUAUAGUAUCCGUGGUAUAACUAUGUAGUGUUUGAUUAUAAAAAUUAUCUCUGAAUACAGAAUGAGAUGAUUCACAUCCGUUUGUUGUCCUAGCUAAACUUGCCGAUAAUUCAGCCCAUAAUGAUGUCAAAUAUUAUUAAUUUACUCACAUUUAAUAGGGGGCAAAACAAAUUCCAGGGGGGGGGGUAAGGCCACAUGCACCGUCUUGUUCCCCAUGAUGGUCUAAACGGUCGACGAAAAUACGACCCCCUGUUUCAACCGCCUUAAUAGAAAAAUAAUAAUAUUUAAUAUUUACGUAAGGGAUUCCCAAACUUUAAAUACAUUAUAAAACUGGUGGAAAAGGGAAUGACUUUUUUUAAAACUUAACAAAAAAAAUGGAAAGGUAAUUUUUGGUGAAAACGGAAACACGUUUUUCCCUCGCACCACCUUUUGAGGUAUAGGGUGUAAAAAUUGGUACAUUGAACUAACCAAAAAAGGGUGUUCAAUUAUUUUAUGUAUUUUUUUUUUUUUAAAAAAAAUAUUGGGAAGUUUAAACCAUUUUUCUGAUACUGUUGAUAAGUAUGCCACUGUAUUAGGAAGGAGGUUGAUGAGGAUUUCUAGAAUAAUUUAAUUUAUAUCUGUACUCUGCGAUAAACGAUUCUGACAAUUGAAUUAAUCGUAUUUUUUCCGUAUAGCUGCCAAAAUAACCAAGAAAUCAUGAUUAAUUAUUCAAACAUGUCCUAUUUUUCUAUUUGUUAAAAAAAAAAAACGACAAGGAAAAUCAAAAAAGUGAUCUCCUCGAUGCACUGACUAGAUCAAAAAUUGCUAACAAAAAAGUUCGUAUUAAGUUUUUGACAAAAUAUUUUCACGAAGAAGAGUAUAUCACUGUUGUAGGUAGGAAUUUGGAAUAAUGCUAUAUCUAUUCAUUUUCGGUUUUAUUCAAUUGUUAAAAAAAACUACAGGAAUUAUCAAAAAAUGACUAGAUUACAAUUGCUACAAAAAAGAUCCUCCGUUGUUUUUCUAUUAGAGCAGUAUUUUUUAUGAAAAACAUAAAGCAUAGAAAUUUAAAAUACAGUAAAACCUCUCUAUAACGAACCUUUUAUUAAACGGAAUCCUCCUUAUAACGGAAAAUGUUAAUAGUCUCAGUGCAAAUAAAUUGACCUCUCUAAGACGGAACCUCUACUAAACGGAAACGGACAAUUUUCGUAAUCAAAUUAGUAAAAAUACUCUCUGUUAAACGGAAAAUAUAAUUAUUUAAAGAAAAAUUAUAACCAAUAUAGAUUUAUCGGAAAAUGCUUUGAAAGAAACCAAUGAGGCGUGCGUUACAGCGGAUGUUGGUAUAGAAGAUUUCAUUACAUUUGACAAUAAAUUAGAAACGCAUCAAACUUACGAUUCGGCGUCUUUUUUAGAAGAAAAAAAUAAUGAUGAUGAUGAUGAUGACAGUGAGACCAACGAUGAGCCAAAAAUAAAAGAUUUUAAAACCGCAAUCUCAUAUUUAGAAGAAUUACAAAAAUUUUCUUCAGCCACGAUUUCAAAUUCAAAUCUAUUAGAACUUACAAUCAAAGCCCGAGAAUGUGCUGAACGCGCUGCUCUUAAUCACAAAAAGCAAUCUAAUAUUAAAAACUAUUUUUCUAAAUUAUAA